Odontomachus brunneus is the source of this 739-nucleotide messenger RNA. RefSeq names its product transcription factor MafG (gene maf-S). The transcript has 2 exons. Gene Ontology annotation, molecular function: RNA polymerase II cis-regulatory region sequence-specific DNA binding; DNA-binding transcription factor activity, RNA polymerase II-specific. Gene Ontology annotation, cellular component: nucleus. The coding region runs from base 126 to 533 and encodes 135 amino acids. The record is from RefSeq and is a predicted model, not a curated record. NCBI's taxonomy places the organism in Eukaryota, Metazoa, Arthropoda, Insecta, Hymenoptera, Formicidae. Gene Ontology annotation, biological process: regulation of transcription by RNA polymerase II.
GGCUUUGUGUUAUAGCAGAAUGACUAAGCAAAUUUACUGGGAAAGCGCAAAAGACAGAGGAAUACGGGUGUUCUCGAGAUUAUUUUGCUCUAGAGCGUGAUCGAAUAGCUGGCCGAGGACCGGUUAUGGAUGGGAAGAGAUCUAUCAAAAUGGAUCCCUUAUCACCAAACCCUGGUCUGGCAAUAAACGAUGACGAGCUCGUCACGAUAUCGGUGCGAGACUUAAACAGGCAAUUAAAAAUGCGUGGAGUGACCAAAGAGGAGAUAGUGCGUAUGAAACAGCGGAGACGCACGCUGAAGAAUAGAGGUUAUGCGGCUAGCUGUCGUAUAAAGCGCAUAGAACAGAAGGACGAGCUGGAGACUGAAAAGUCUCAGGAAUACCGAGAUAUGGAGGAGAUGCACGAGAAUAAUAAUCGUAUGAGAGACGAGAUAGACUCCUGGUACGUCAAGUUCCAAGCACUGAAGAAAUUCGCCCUGGAGAAAAAAAUUAUGAUCCCGCCAGAAUUGGAGAUGGAACCUAAGAAAUACGAUUAACUAACGAUCAAAUAUAUUUGUCGAUUGCAACAUAUACACAUGUUAAGGAUGAGAGUUUGAUGAGUACUAUAGUAAUUGUUAAUUUUUAUGAUUUUCAAAUGGAUAUAGAAGGGAACUAUUCAUUUUAUAUGUAUAGCUUUUAAUGUAGGGACAGUGUGAUAUAUGAAGCGUGUAUGCAAUAAAGCUACAUAACAUAGAUAUUUAAA